Cantharellus anzutake is the source of this 1515-nucleotide messenger RNA. Its product is annotated as aldehyde dehydrogenase. Gene Ontology annotation, molecular function: aldehyde dehydrogenase (NAD+) activity. The transcript has 10 exons. The coding region runs from base 1 to 1515 and encodes 504 amino acids. Lineage: Eukaryota; Fungi; Basidiomycota; Agaricomycetes; Cantharellales; Hydnaceae. The record is from RefSeq and is a predicted model, not a curated record.
AUGGCACCCCCAACCUUCGAGUUUGACUUUCAAACGACGGGUGGAAACUUCACCGGAAAGGUUGCUUUCAGCGCAGGGCUGUUCAUCAACAAUGAGUUUGUGGAAUCUGUUGAAGGUUCGACUGUCGAGCUCGUAAACCCGACGGACGGGAAGCCUCUUGGUCAUGUCAGUGCAGCCACUGACAAGGACAUCGACAUUGCCGUGAAGGCGGCUCGAGAAGCGUUUGAACAGAGAUGGGGAACCAAGGUCCCACCCCCCGAGCGUGCUCGAUUGAUACACCGUCUUGCCGAUUUGGUGGAACAACAUGCUGAUGAGCUUGCUGCCCUGGAAAGUCUGAAUAAUGGAAAGACUGUUUUCGUGUCACGAUUUGUAGAUGUUCAAGGCUUCGUGAACACGUUGAGAUACUAUGCCGGGUGGGCGGACAAAAUCCAUGGGAAGACCAUUGAAGUGAAUGACGCCAAGUUUGCAUAUACACGCCAUGAGCCCAUUGGAGUCGUCGGUCAGAUUAUUCCCUGGUCAGUGCUCGGCAUGUUCGCUUGGAAGAUUCCCCCUGCACUUGCCACCGGGAACACUAUCGUCAUCAAGCCGUCCGAGUGGACGCCACUCACGGCCAUCCGUGUUGCGGCUCUUGCGAAGGAGGCCGGAUUCCCCAAGGGCGUUCUAAACGUUGUUACAGGACUUGGAAGUGUUGCGGGCGCUGCCAUAUCGAGCCAUAUGGACAUUGAUAAGGUUGCUUUCACUGGAAGCACGCUCGUGGGAAGGCAUAUCCUCAAAUCGGCGGCUGCUUCGAACUUGAAGAAGGUCACCCUAGAACUGGGCGGGAAAUCUCCGUCUAUCAUUUUUGAUGACGCCGACUUGGACAAGGCCGUCAGCUGGGCCGCCUUUGGUAUUGUAUUCAACCACGGCCAAACUUGCAGCGCUGGCUCGCGUGUCUAUGUGCAUGAGAAGAUAUAUGAUGAGUUCUUGCUGAAGUUUACGGAGAAGCUGAAGAGCCUGAAAGUUGGGAACCCAUUCGCUCCAGACACUUUCCAAGGCCCCCAAGCAUCCGAAACGCAAUUCAAGCGUAUAAUGGGUUAUAUCGAGAGUGGCAAGAAAGAUGGUGCCACACUCCACCUUGGUGGAAGUCAGCAUGGUACGGAAGGCUUUUUCAUCGAGCCUACCAUUUUCACGGACGUGAAGCCGGAUAUGAAAAUUAUGAGGGAAGAGAUAUUUGGCCCAGUUGUUGUCGUUGCCAAGUUCUCAAAUGAUGAGGAAGCUGUGCGUCUGGCGAACGACACGUUGUACGGGUUAGCAGCAGGCAUCUUCACGAAAGAUAUAUCCCGUGCCAUCGACGUUUCGAACAAGCUUAAGUCUGGAACCGUAUGGAUAAACGAGUUCAACAAAGUCGAAGUGACCUUACCAUUUGGCGGGUACAAACAGAGCGGAAUUGGCCGAGAACUCGGUGAAUAUGCACUCCAGAAUUACACUGAAGUGAAGGCCGUGCACAUCAAUCUUUCAGCUACGCCGCCGAUCUAA